Molecule: messenger RNA, 2430 nt
Organism: Acipenser ruthenus (sterlet)
Lineage: Eukaryota; Metazoa; Chordata; Actinopteri; Acipenseriformes; Acipenseridae
Product: tetratricopeptide repeat protein 22-like
Exons: 7
Coding region: 45-1766 (573 amino acids)
Molecular function (GO): protein binding
Source: RefSeq, a predicted model, not a curated record
GCAGGGGAGAGCAAACACCCUGCCUGUGCUUCAGUAUACUGAACAUGGAGGAAAGCAGCGCAGACACAGACAUCGAGACCCUGAUCGAUGAGAUGGACUACAUUCCCGGACACUUCCACCUGGAGCUCAACCUGAACUGCGAGUCGCUCACCCCGGCCAAGCUCAGGAGGAGAGACAUGGUGCUGAAGAGGGACAGCCUGCAGUCCGAGCUCGAGUCGGAGACCGGUUCUCAGCAGUUCGCAGUGAGGAACCUGUUGGGGCUCUUUGCCUUCCACCUGGAAGAGCUGAGCCUGGCCGAGGAGACGUUCCUGAACAUCUGCAAGGAGGACCCCAGGAACCUCAACGCCUGGGCCAACCUGGGCUACGUGUACGACCGGCUGAAGAAAGAGCCGGAGGGGACGGAGAGUGUGGAGAAGGUGUUUGGUCUGAUGGGGAUGGGGGCUGGGGAGGCCGGCGAGGUUGAACCCAGGCUUCAGGCAGCCCGCUGUCUGGCAGAGCAGGCCUACGCCCAUGCUUAUGAUGUGGGUCUGAAUACCGAGCAGGAGCAUCUGGAAAAACUGAUCACAGCCGUUAAACUGUACGACAAGGCCAUCGCUUAUGGGGGCCAGGAGAUCCCCUUGGAAGAGAAAAGAAGCUGGUAUUUCAUAAUGGCAACAAUGCAUAUAAGACUGGACGGAAUGCUGAAGGACCAGGAGGAUUCUGAACACAAGAGAAUGACCUCCUUCAGCAGGACAGUGAAGCUGCUGCACGAAGCCAUGAAAUCCAGCAACCCGCAUUACAAAGCCCUUGCCUGGUGCUAUAUUGGGUUGAUGUUGGAACGCCAGGACACCUUCCCUGUGGUUCCGAUGGGGAUCCAUGACUGUGGGUACUCUGGCACAGACCCCCUGGAAUGCUACUGUAAGGCCAUUGAGACAGCUAAAGAAUCCCCUUUCAUACUGAACCGGCUGGCCAAGGUGUUCCUGUUCCUGGGGAAGGUGGACAUGGCCACUGGGAUGUGUAACAUGGCCCUGGAUAUCCUGCCUGACCCUGAGCUCAACUGGCAGGCGUACUGCACUCGGGCCAAGAACUCUAUCUCAUUUUAUCAUAAGGUCUACAUCACAACGUACGUGAAGGACCUGGAGCAAGCCAAGCUGGGCCUCGCCGGGGUUCCAGACAGAGAGAACCUGAGCAAGGCAAAGACAGACCUGGAGCACAUCCUGCAGGCCUGUCCCUGUCUGAAGACAUACAUGGACAUUGGACAGGUCUAUUACUACAUGGGUGUGGAUGCCAUGCAGGAGCGCCUCCUGGUGGAUGAGGCUGCUAUCAACACCGCUCUGGUUUCCUUUGCCAAGGCCUUGGAGCUGGAGCUGGGGGACACCUUACCGGAGCUGCAGCUGCUGAGGGGGAAGUGCCUGCUGCUGAAGGGGGAGGAGCAGAACGCAGCCGAGUGCUUCAAGAGAGCCAUGGAGCUUGAGGAGCCGGGCUCUGACCACGUAGAGGUAUUCCGCUGUCUCCUGGAGACCCUGCUCACCCUCUUCAUCCAGAGGAAACUGGACCCAGGGGCUGCCAUCACCGAGGUGGAGGAGUGCAUGCGGAGAGCGGAGGAGAGGCACCGGCCCGAGCUGGUGAAGCAGGAGCUGCAGCUGCUGUGCCGGACACACACUGCGGACAUCAGCGAGCUCUCCAGAGCCAUGAUCCGGGCCGGCAAGCUGGGGCUGGUGAGGAGGCUACUGGAGACCAUGCAGUCGGGACAAAAGAAACAGCUGGGGAGGUCCUACUCCUUAUAAUAGAUGCACAGGCAGGCAGGCAGGCAGGCAGGCAUACAGGCAGAUAGGCUGGCAGGCAGGCAUACAGGCAGAUAGGCUGGCAGGCAGGCAGACUGGCAGGCAAACAUGUAGAAAAGCAAAAAGAAAAGAAACUGUCAUUGUCAUGUUGAAUUGAAAGCUAUUUGUACUGUAAUUAAAAGUUAUUGCUAAGUACAAGGGAGACCACGCUUAUAGCCUGACUGGUCAAUCAAACACACUGACCUCUGUUAAAGAUGUAAAGAUCCGACAUUGGGAAUUGUAUCAGACAAACACAGCUGCUCUGGCUUAUUUACUGUUUCCUUGUUAUUAUUCCCCAGGUUAACGGGGCAGACUGCUUCAGCACAGCACAGCUGACACACACACACACCUUUACACUGUGAGCUUCUCUGCCAACUCACGGGGCUGUACAGUGAAUGGAAUAUUUGUAUAAAAUAAAUCUUGGAUGUUUUUUGUUUUUUUUUUAAAUACUGUGAAUACAAACCUGUGUGUGUUUAUGUCACCAUCUUUCGAUUAAAGAUUGUUUAAAAUGAAUGAACCAAUGAAACCCUCUUACAAAUGCUCUGUUUCUAGUUCUCUCUUAAACAAUAAAAUAAAAUAAUUAAAAAGUGAAUCUGGAGUUCUGGAGCUCUGGUUUCUAGUUCUCGGU